Staurois parvus is the source of this 268-nucleotide messenger RNA. The record is from the annotation of a GenBank genome assembly. Lineage: Eukaryota; Metazoa; Chordata; Amphibia; Anura; Ranidae.
UUCCAGUUCAUUUUUUCUCCUCUUUUUCUUCAAUGUAAAUAGAAACAUGCGUUCCACUGCAUUUUUGAUGCGUUUUACUGUGUCCCAGUACAGUUUUGUGCAGGAAAAAUGCAGCAUGUUCUACUUUUUUUCUGCAACUGGAACUCACUGGAACUGCAAGCACUGAUGUGAACUAUGACAUUGACAAACAGAGAACCUACUUUCUGUGCGUUUUGGAUGCAAAAAAGCGCAUGUAUGCGUUUUUGUGGUGUGAACUGGCCCUGAAAGU